UUAUUAUUUUCCAGAUAUGUUGACGAGCUAUUAUAUUGGUCGGGUCGUAGAAUGAUUUUAGACGAAUAUUUGCAAGGAGACUUAUCGCCAACCAGAUUACCUCCAUCUUGGGUAAAUACUCAGAAGUAUGUAUUUCAAUCGGAUGAUGGAGGGCUGGCUAUAUUGGAUACAUCUACAAACUUAAUUAACGUACUAGUGACCAAUCAUACUCUUCGUCAAUUAAAUGUUCAAGGAUACGCAUGCUCCCGCGAUCUUAAAUAUUUCUUAUUUAAGCACAAUGUAAAAAAAAAUUUUCAGAAGUCCUUUACAGCAUUUUAUACAAUUUAUGAUGUUGAAAAUGAUCACCACAUGCCAGUCAAAUUAAAAGACUCCUUAAAGGUUCAAAGAACUCGUCUUCAGUAUGCAACAUGGCUUGGCAAUACGACAGCAAUUAUAUUUGUUGUGGAAAACGAUAUAUUUAUCCGAGAGUCCCCUUUAAUGGAAGAAGAUAUAAGAAUCACCUCUUCGGGACAUGAAAACCAAAUAUAUAAUGGUGUUCCUGAUUGGCUUUACCAAGAAGAAAUUUUUGAAACGCCUGAGGCCAUUUGGUCGUCUUCGGAUGGUACGCAUUUCAUGUUCGCCGUAUUUAACGAUACAAAUGUUGGAAUGAUGACGUAUCCAUGGCUGUCGUCUGGAGCUUUAUUUUCUGGAAAUAACAUAUAUCCUGAAAACUUUUUUCCAGAAACCAAAAAUGUAAGAUAUCCCACUCCGGGCACUGCCAACCCAAAAGUACAGUUGUGGGCUGUAGACAUAACUAAUUUAAGCGCUAUCCAAAAAUUUCAAAUAGAACCUCCUGCUUCUCUUGAUGGACAAGACUAUUACCUCACAUCAGCAGGUUGGAUAUCUGACACCAACCGCCAAAUAUCGGUAGUUUAUAUGGGAAGAUCUCAAAAUUAUAGCGUGGUCUCCAUGUGUUCUAAAUUGCAAAGCUGGAAAUGCUCAGAAAUUCAUUCUGAACGUGCCCCAGAAGAUGAAUGGUUGGAUAUUUUCCCUCACCCUGUAUUUUCAUCGGAUGGUAGCAGCUUCUUAUUGCUAUCAAGUAUUCAGGAAUCAGGUCACUACCAGUUCACACAUAUAAAACAUAUAACCAUAUCACAGCGAAGAGCAUCUGUUAUUUCCCAUGGUCGUUAUGAAGUCAUAAAAAUAUUAUGCUGGGAUACCAUAAAUCACAAAGUUUACUUUCUGGCUACUCAAGAUAAAAAGCCUGGUCAUAGGCACUUAUAUUCUGUCAAAGAUCCAGUACAUGACGAUACUAGAAAAAUCGAACCACAAUGUAUAACAUGUGAUUUAGGCGAGGAUCUUUGGAGUAGUCGCUACUAUUAUACGAACUGUUCACAUUUUGAUGCCUUUAUUACACCAUCAUUUGGUAUUGCAACAAACUAUGGAAUUGAGUUCUACAUAUUGGAAUGCCAAGGUCCAGGACUGCCUGUAUCAGGAGUUCAUAUGCUUAAAACGCAUAGCUUAGUGAAAAUUUUAUAUGAUACACGGCCAUUUUACACAGAGAGGCUACAAAAGCUUGCAUUACCGACCCAGCGAUCUUUUGAAAUACCAUUACCGCAUGGAGGACGAGCUCAAGUACAAUUACUGCUUCCCCCCAGCUGGAGGGAAGAGUUGCGGGAUGCUGCUUUUCCAGUAAUUGUUGAAGUAAAUGGUCGUCCCGGCUCUGAAUCCGUUUCCGAGAAAUUUAAAAUAGACUGGGGCACGUAUAUGUCAUCAAGAAACGAUGUUGUUUAUGUCCGCCUAGAUGUUAGAGGGUCCAAAGGACAAGGUAAAAAAAUACUCUUUCAUCAUUUAGGAGGAGUGGAAGUAGUCGAUCAAAUAUCUUCGUUAAGGUAUUUGCUUGAUACUAUAGGUUUUCUAGAUGAAACUAGAGUUGGUAUUUGGGGCUGGGGUUAUGGAGGAUAUGUUACAUCUAUGGUUCUCGGUACACAACAGGACGUUUUUAAAUGUGGAAUUGCAAUUUCUCCCAUUGCAGAUUGGCUAUAUUAUAAUUCAGCCUUUACUGAACGUAUAUUGGGUCUGCCUACCGAAAAUUAUAAAGGAUAUGUUGAAGCAGAUGCUACUCAGAGAGCACGUCUAAUAAAAUCGAAUUCAUAUUUUUUAAUACACGGCUUGGCAGACACCACUGCCCCUUUUGUUCAUGGAGUACAAUUAGCUAAAUCAUUAACAAGCGCUAAUAUUCUUUUUCGAUAUCAGACUUAUGCAGAUGAAGGUCACGAAUUAAAUGGUGUGCUUGAGCAUGUAUAUUCUUCUAUGGAGCAAUAUUUUGCAGAAUGCUUAAGCUUGGAUCCAGAUGAUACAAAACCUGAUAUAGAUCAAAGCAUGGUUCCAGCUGAAUAAAAAUUUGUAUAUGUAUAUAUUUAAUAACAUAAAUACAACCUUAUAGCAUUACAAUUUAAAGCAUGCAAUAAACUUUAAAUUUACAAGUAAUUAUUAAAAGUAAAACAAUA
This is a messenger RNA of Drosophila rhopaloa, 2489 nucleotides long. RefSeq names its product prolyl endopeptidase FAP. Gene Ontology annotation, biological process: proteolysis. The record is from RefSeq and is a predicted model, not a curated record. The transcript is spliced from 11 exons. Lineage: Eukaryota; Metazoa; Arthropoda; Insecta; Diptera; Drosophilidae. The annotation marks the transcript as partial. Gene Ontology annotation, molecular function: serine-type peptidase activity; dipeptidyl-peptidase activity.